AUGACUACUCAAGGAUCAGCAAAGCGAGAGAAAGGCAUGGGAGACUUCGAGCCUGCCUUUAGCAAGCCUGGGCAAGGGAACACCGAAUUCAUAGCAAACCAGGAUGGCAAAACCCAAACCGAGUCAGAAGUUCCGCUGCCAACCGCGCUUGAAAGUGAGCUUCGAAAUCUUAAGGAGUCAUUUACAGUCACAACCAGUAUGCUCAAAGAAAUUGUCAAGCAAUUCGAGCAUGAGCUUGCUGAAGGGCUGGAGAAGAACGCUCAAAAUAUCGCUAUGUAUCCGACUUGGGUACUAGGAUACCCAUCCGGCCGUGAAAAGGGGCAGUACCUCACCCUAGACCUCGGAGGAACUAACUUACGCGUGUGUUGGAUUACGCUCAAAGGCCGUGACUACGAGACAGACAUCGUACAAGACACCUACCGGGUACCAGAGCACAUCAAGACAGGCUCUGCUGAUGAGCUUUGGGAUUUGAUUGUGGACUCUCUGAAGGAUUUCACUGGAAAACACAAAUUGCAAGGCGCUGAAGACGAACCACUGCCACUGGGUUUCACAUUCUCAUAUCCAGUGCACCAAGAUCACAUCGACCGAGGAAGACUUGUGACUUGGACGAAAGGAUUCAACAUCAAGGGAGUCGAACAGGAAGACGUGGUAUCCCAGCUCGGCGAGGCACUCUCAAGAAGGAAGCUGCCUAUCAAGAUCAUCGCUUUGAUCAACGAUACGGUUGGCGCGAUGAUUGCCUCGGCAUACAGCGACCCCGAAACCAUUAUUGGUGCAAUAUUUGGCACCGGGUGCAACGCAGCGUAUAUGGAGAAUGUUGGCGCGAUACCGAAGAUCAGCAGUUCUGGGCUGGCACCGGAACUUCUUCUUGCUAUCAACUGCGAGUAUGGCGCUUUCGACAAUUCCCACCGUGUCCUGCCAAGGACAAAGUACGACAUCGAAAUUGACAAUGAGUCUGCCAAGCCCGGGGAGCAGGCCUUUGAGAAGAUGAGUGCUGGCUUGUACCUAGGAGAGCUCUUUCGCCUGGUCAUCCUGGACCUCUAUGAGCGGGGCGUCUUAUUCAAGGGACGAGAUGUCCCGAAGUUAAAGGAGUCCUAUUGUAUGGAUACGGGUUUCCUCUCCUGCCUGGAAAAUGACCCUCUGGAAGACCGAGGGGCUCGCUACAGGGAAACUCUGGGCUUCGAGCCAACGCCAGGAGAGGUCGAGUUCUCACGAAUGCUUGCAGAAGUUAUUGCGGUGCGCGGUGCGCGGCUAUGCGCUUGCGGCAUUGCUGCUAUUUGCACGAGGAAAGCGAUUCAGACAGGUCAUGUGGCAGCCGACGGCAGUGUUGCCAACAAGCAUCCAAAGUUCAAGGCUAGAUGGAGCAAAGCCUUGGGCGAAAUUCUCGACUGGCCCGCGGACCGAAAAAGCGAUCCAAUCACGAUGACAAGCGCAGAAGAUGGUAGCGGAGUUGGCGCCGCGAUCAUCGCAUCCAUGACCAUGGCCAAUCCUCGGGCUGGGGGCUGGAAGUGA
Molecule: messenger RNA, 1509 nt
Organism: Diaporthe amygdali
Lineage: Eukaryota; Fungi; Ascomycota; Sordariomycetes; Diaporthales; Diaporthaceae
Product: hexokinase
Exons: 3
Coding region: 1-1509 (502 amino acids)
Biological process (GO): glycolytic process; glucose 6-phosphate metabolic process; intracellular glucose homeostasis
Cellular component (GO): mitochondrion; cytosol
Molecular function (GO): mannokinase activity; D-glucose binding; ATP binding
Source: RefSeq, a predicted model, not a curated record